This is a messenger RNA of Ostertagia ostertagi, 1128 nucleotides long. The record is from the annotation of a GenBank genome assembly. NCBI's taxonomy places the organism in Eukaryota, Metazoa, Nematoda, Chromadorea, Rhabditida, Trichostrongylidae.
AUGCAAAGGCUGGUUUUCAACUACGCUUCUCUUCGCCGAUGCUGUUUAGUUAUGGAAUUGUGGCGGCGCCUAGAACGCCAUCUAGCAAGGCCUGCAGCCGUAAAAGAGAACGUAAACCUGUAUCGAUACAUGAGCGGUUUCAAGUUUGAGCAAUCUGAGCUACUUAUGCGUACAUGCUUUCCGGAACCAUUUCGCCAACAUUGGUACACUGUGUGUACAAAUUCUCUCCUUAGAGGAGAAGCUGCGUCAGAUCUGAGUUUGCACAUAGGAAACGGCUCCGAUCUUGCCGAGAUAGUUUCUAUCGUACGCGCGCAAGCAAUACAUAACAGUCUCUGGGAGUCGCUGCUUGCGAUGACCAGUGGUAAAUGGAAGGAGGGACAGCCCCAUGUGGAUAUUCGCAUCGUUCCAUCAGCAGCUCGUUACGAGCUCUCGUUUUGUGUGGCUAACAAAAUGUACCUGGUUCGAAUUGAGCUGACGAGGGAAUUCGAAUGGAUAGGUAGUGUCGAGGAUUCAACUGGCGUUCCUGUGCGCAUGGAGCUUAAUUCUUUGUUGACCACAAGGAUCAAUGCGACUCGCUCCAUUCCUGUUGCGAUGGUUAAGGUGCUGAAGGAACUCGGAUGCGAAGAUGUCCGUUGUAGUGGAGCCGGCGCAAGUCAAACUGCGAUGGAAACGGAUAAUGAAUCAUGUGUAUCAGGCAUGGAUAAAGUUGGCACUGCUUGGUUGCCAUUGUUAAACAGAAGCAAGGUCGCAAAUAAACGUCCACGAGCAUGUGUGCCAGAAUUCACUUUCGAGGUGCAUUCUGUGCCACUAGCUACACCUGGUGGACUUCUCGCGUCUUACAAGGAAAUCACGACAGAGAGCGGCACUCGUCCACCAGCCACUGCCCGAGCUGAAGCUCGUACUCAACGUGUUCAGUCCGACACAGCCCUCGCGAUAUCAGAUCUGGAAGCGAUAUGUCAGCUAGCUGACGGCAUGGACGACGAUAACAAAACACCGACGCCAUUGCUGUCGAGCCGACACUCAACCAGUCCGGCACCGUCACGUCCACCUGGAUGUGUUGGAGGGAGCGGUCCUGGCAGUGGUGUACCACAACUGAGCCCUUUGGAAACGGCUCGGUUGAAAAUGACG